This is a messenger RNA of Babesia sp. Xinjiang, 1503 nucleotides long. RefSeq lists its product as uncharacterized. Gene Ontology annotation, biological process: mitotic DNA damage checkpoint signaling; protein phosphorylation. The record is from RefSeq and is a predicted model, not a curated record. Gene Ontology annotation, cellular component: nucleus; cytoplasm. Bases 1 to 1503 code for a protein of 500 amino acids. NCBI's taxonomy places the organism in Eukaryota, Apicomplexa, Aconoidasida, Piroplasmida, Babesiidae. The transcript has a single exon. Gene Ontology annotation, molecular function: ATP binding; protein serine/threonine kinase activity.
AUGAAUUCAUCUGUCAUUUGUCGUUUCCGCAAUGCCCGGGAUAACAAUCAUGAGGAUAUAAAGGAUGAUCUUCAGCAGUUGACUUGCUACAGAGGUGCCGCGGUCGUUGACCGUAAGAAUGUGCAGGCGCCUCAUUGUCUUGCUUCCCACCCGGCUUGUGGCAGCGUUUCUCACGGCGGCUCCAUUGGCGCCGUGAACCCCAAACUAACAACAUUAAACAAAAUAACUACGGUAGUGAGCAAUACGUCUCACCAAACAAUCGAUGUUCAAUGGCCUCCUUCAACCAUCGAUGUUUUGCACGAUCUCGAGAACUAUGUGGAGAUCAACUUCGCAGACUAUCGACCAUUGUACGACCGCAUAGGCCCCGUGAUGUUCCGUAAUUCAUUAUACGAGGGCCUUCACUCGCCUAAUGCGGAGCUCAGAUUGCUUCCCGAUACAUCAUCACUUUUGAUAUCUCAGAAUUCUACUCAGCGCGUAGUGUACAAUGCGUUCUGGCUACCAAAGCAGUUUCCGAAGAUAGCGCUUAAGGUGGCGGUCAAGAGCGUGAAGGAUUGUAAUAUUCGCGACGGACGCAGCAUUAAACGUGAAAUUGGAUGCCACCUGUACAUAUUUCAGAAAUUGAUGGGAACGUCUGAUGACUCAUCUCGUUCAUCCAGGAUUGGCAUCGACGACUGGCCAACAUCUGAAAUACUAGGUUACUACUUAGACAAAAAGAACCCUGGUAUGUCAGUGUUGGCAACACGCAAGUUAUUCGGCCCUGAUUUUUUCGAUAUAAUACGUUCUGAGUGUUCUCCACGUUUUGCCUCAAGGAAUACACCACUCUACGAGCUGAACAAAUUGGAUUGGUGUAUCAUCGCAAUGGAACGCGUGGCUCAAUUUUCUGAGCUAGGUAUUCGACAUAACGAUUUAAAGCCUGACAACAUUGUUCUUGACAUGUACGAGUCUUGCGGGGUGAAACGAGUGGACGUCAAAGUUAUUGACCUUGGCGCCGCUUCUAUGGAAGGUACCAAGGAAUUUACAGGAGGUACAUCUUGGUAUGAAUCUCCCGAGCAAAAAUUAUUGGAAUUUUACACAAAGAAACAUCACAACACUAAACGUGCUCAAACUAUUGAUAUUGGACGGGCUUCGGAUGCCUGGGGCAUCGGCCAGUCCGUUAUUGAAGUGUUAAUAGGUCGCCGAAUGGUUGACCACAUUCGUCCUCCCUUUGGAACAGGUCCACCCGAGUUAGUGGACCCCCCUCAGGAAGUUGAGGAUGGCGAGGCAGACCCAAUGUGGUGGAACCGUGACGAGUAUUGGACUAUACCGCCACGUGUUUGGCUACAGAGUAUCCGCAACGUGCUUCAGUUGGACUCCCCGAACCAGAAAUUCCCUAUUUGUGCUAAAGCUGCGCGUUACGUGUUUGACCGACUUAUGCGGGUUGACCCUCGUGAGCGUGCGUCUGUACGCAGCGUAGCGGAGGGUCUCCGUCAGCUUGCGAAAGGCGAGAUCGCCAAACACAUAUAA